UUUACUCCAUUGUCAAUGAAUGAAAUGCCACUUUUUCUUUUCUUCCUUUUUUCUUUUUCUUUUUGGCUUAAGGACGCUGAUCUAUUGGACAUAGAAAGCAAACACUUUGAAGAUUUGGAAUUUCAGCAGCUUGAACAUGAAAGCAGAUUAGAUGAAGAGAAAGAAAAUCUGACACAACAGCUCCUGCGUGAAGUAGCUGAAUAUCAGCGUAGCAUUGUCAGUAGAAAGGAAAAGAUUUCUGCUCUCAAAAAACAAGCUAAUCAUAUUGUCCAACAAGCACAAAGAGAACAAGAUCAUUUUGUAAAAGAGAAAAAUAACCUAAUAAUGAUGCUGCAGAGGGAAAAAGAGAAUCUCUGUAAUCUGGAAAAGAAGUAUUCCACACUUUCUGGAGGAAAGGGAUUUCCUGUCAGUCCCAAUAGUCUAAAAGAGGGCUAUAUCAGUGUAAGUGAAAUUAGUGAGCUGUAUGGCAAUUCCACGAAUAUAUCCCCUUCCACUCAGCCCCCCACAGAUGCUGACGCAGGUACCACUGAGCCUUCCACGGCUGUGCUGACGUGCCAGCCACAAAAUAAAGAGCUAAGAUCACCUCUCUGUUCUGGAUUUGUGUUUCCUCACUCUCUUUCUCCUCGCUCUAUUGCUCAACUUCCAUCAGUCCAUUGGCCUGAGGUCAUGGCUACUCAUGUAGAUCCUAUUCCUUUAUCUGAUACACCUCCUCCUCUGCCAGCUAAGAAACACCGCAGGCAACAACAGCAUUUCAGAAAUCUGGAAGAGCGAAAGAAACAGCACAGGGAAUGCAUGUACAUGAGUGAUACUUUGCCUCGCAAGAAAACAACUCCAACUGUGUCACCACACUUCAAUAGUUCUACUCUUGGACGAAGCAUUACAUCUAAAGGACAUUUACCAUUAGGACAGAGCAACAGCUGUGGCAGUGUACUUCCUCACUGCCUGGCAACCAUGACCAAAGAGUCAGAAUCAAGAAGGAUGCACAAAGGGUAUAACCAUCAACGUAUAUGUGAAAACCAAAGGCAGAAAUCUCCUGAAUUCUACAGCAGAACAGCAUCUGAAUCCAACGUGUAUUUGAAUAGCUUCCAUUACCCAGAUCGUAGUUACAAGGACCAUGCCUUUGAUACAUUAAGCUUAGACAGUUCUGACAGUAUGGAGACAAGCAUAUCAGCAUGCUCACCAGAUAACAUUUCCAGCGCUAGCACAUCAAAUGUUGCAAGAAUAGAAGAGAUGGAGAGACUUCUGAAACAAGCACAUGCUGAAAAGACUAGGCUGCUUGAGUCCAGGGAACGGGAGAUGGAAGCUAAAAAGCGAGCUCUGGAAGAAGAGAAGCGCCGCAGAGAGCAACUGGAAAAAAGACUGGAAGAAGAAACUAGCCAGAGGCAGAAACUAAUUGAAAAGGAAGUGAAGAUACGAGAGAAACAAAGAGCACAGGUGAGAUACGUUGACAUGAAAUUUUUUUGGUGCAAGACCCCUACUAUAGAGGAAGUGAGUGUACUUCUGCAAAUGAUAAACAGAGUGACUUCCAUUUAAAUAAAUGGAUUUAGUAUUUCUGAGGUGCAUCUAUGUCACUAGGAGUGUGUUUGAGCCAUUGGAGUCUUAGAUGUCUGUGUAUUUAUUUAAAGCUAAAUAUUAGCUUAGAUCUAUUCAGCAUCUUCUAUCUAAAGAAUUGUUGCUUUCCAAAUGUUUGACUGGGGGGGGGA
Messenger RNA from Meleagris gallopavo (turkey), 1703 nucleotides. NCBI's taxonomy places the organism in Eukaryota, Metazoa, Chordata, Aves, Galliformes, Phasianidae. The record is from RefSeq and is a predicted model, not a curated record.